Messenger RNA from Homarus americanus (American lobster), 2748 nucleotides. Its product is annotated as ionotropic receptor 93a-like. The transcript has 13 exons. The record is from RefSeq and is a predicted model, not a curated record. Gene Ontology annotation, cellular component: membrane. Gene Ontology annotation, molecular function: glutamate-gated receptor activity. Lineage: Eukaryota; Metazoa; Arthropoda; Malacostraca; Decapoda; Nephropidae. The coding region runs from base 455 to 2593 and encodes 712 amino acids.
CACAGGUGUGCACAUGAUCACCAGCGUGUACAGAACCACAGGUGUAUACACGACGACAGAUUUGUACACGACUGCAGGUGAGUACAGAACCACAGGUGUGCGCGUAUCACAACCAGCGCUCUACAAGAUGUGACAUUACAACACAGUGUUAUGAGUUGAUGACACAGGGAAUCUUUCUUGUGUGGUGAAAUGACGAUACAAUAACUAUUUCUAGUGUUGUAAACUCAUGCAGGGGGGGACUAUAUGUAAGACCUGACCUGUCCAGUCGUGGGGACUUGCGGUGUCCAGCAGACCAGAGUUUUCCGUAUAGUAGUUCAGAGGCGACUUCAGUCUACUAACCUCAGCCCUUGGGUAUGCUGCUCGGGGAGCGGGAGCUUCACUACUCGGGUCGACCUCUCGCCUCCCUAUACCACUUCUGACAACUCGUUGGCAGAGCUGUUAUGUGUUCCACCUGAUGUUCGGGGUCAACGAAUGUACCAUGAAUGGAAUACUUCUUCAACUGAUGUUCAUGGUGGCAGCCUGCAGUUCUUUAAAGACCCCCACUCUGUACACUGCCUCCUUCCCUCAACCCACCACUGCUAACGUCGAGGAUAAACUGGAAUGUCUGUCUAAAAAUUCGCAUCAUCUUCCCUUCACUGAGAUGCCGUUUAACCUUCACAUUCAUCCACCUUCAGUGUACCAACUUGCUACUAGAAGGUACACAGGUAAAGCGUCCACUAAACCCUUCUCUAUAUCUCCGCCACUUAUCACUCACACAUCUCCAUCAUCAAGACGAUACCGUAGGAUGAUAAAACUGCCUGUACGAGACGAAGACUCCCUGGCCGUGCUGCUGAGCGCCAUCGUGAUCGAGCAGUUGAGGGAGUGCGUCCUGGUGGUGGCUGCCGACCAAGGCUUCUGGAGGUCACCAGUGAUGGACCGCAUCCUGCGACUCCCUAACCUGAGACAGGUGGUGAACGUGGUGGGUGUGCAGGACCUGCAGAAGGCGGUGUUGAAGGCACAGCAGUGUCGAGGUUACCUGCUGCUCCUGAGCGACCCAGCGCCGCUCUACACCUUGACCGACCCAGUGACAGGCGCCUGGGACUAUGACGGCAGGUACGUGGUGGCGGGCAUAUCCCGGGAACAGCUGCACGACCUCACCCUCACUAACAAGGGCAGGAAGACUGAUCACAUCGUGGGCGUGAUUCGGUCAGGGGACGCGGGGCAGUACGUGGUGGUGAUGAACCAGCUCUACCAGCGGGAGAAGAUGGCCCGGGUGUUUACGUGGACCACCUCAAGAUCCUCCACCAUCCCCGUCAACCUCUUCCCGGACAAGAUCACCAACCUGCAGGGAGCUGUUCUUAAUGUGAUCACAUUUGAGUUACCUCCUAACAUUUUAUAUCAUCGGGGGAGGAACGGCUCGGUGCUCCGCCGCUACGGUAGUGAUAUUGACGUGGUCACCGCCGUCGCCCAGGCCUUCAACUUUACUAUAAACUUCAAGGAACCUCCGCCGGGUGAACUGUGGGGGGAGGUGACGAGUAAUGGUACCUGGAACGGUUUGGUGGGGCUGCUGGGGACAGGUGAGGGGGAUAUAGGCAUCGCCAACCUCUUCAUCACAGCCCUGGGCGGCCGGAAGGAGUACCAGGAGUACACCACCUACUAUGACCAAGACGCGACGUGUUUCCUGAUCCAGAGUGAGGCACAAAUACCUCGGUGGCAGUCACUGGCCCUCCCGUACACUGCCACCACCUGGCUCGUCAUACUACUGGGCCUCGUUCUCACUGGUCCUCUCCUCUACUGUCUGACCAAACUUGCCUCUUUCAGAGGAGAGAAGAUGGCCAAUAGCUCGCUGGCGUACACCAGCCUGUACACGGCGGGGAUGCACUUCAGGUCUACUCAGCUCCAGGUGCCCACCUCCUCCAGCCUGCAGGUAUUGGUGGUGUUUCUGUGGCUGUACAUCAUCAUCCUCACUACAGGCUACAGCUCCAACCUCACAGCCUUCCUCACAGUGGACCGAACACCACCCGGCAUCAACACCAUCAAGGAACUAUACCAUUCCUCGCUCACCGUCUAUGGUCUGGGACCAUUCUUCGGCAACAAUAUGGCCCAGUCCAAGAAUGACCAUCUCAGGGACCUGUCUCGGAGGUUCGAGUCUCUCAGAGAAUUCGAGGACAUCAAAAAGCGAGUGUUGAAGGGUGAAGGCGUGAUGAUCACCUCUCGCCGCUACCUGGCCUUCUUCAGCGCCCGUAUCACCACCCCGCAGGGUGUACCUAUGGUCAGGAUCCUGCAGGAGUGUUUCCUGCCCUUCAACGUCGCACUUGGUCUACAGAGUCAUUCUCCUCUGAAGAAAAACUUUGAUCGCGUCGUCAGUUGGAUCUCACAGAGCGGCCUCAUGAGCUACUGGCACAAGCAGACACUCGUACUGUCUAAGAGGUACAAGAGAGAGGAGGAAGAGGUGAAAGCGACUCCUGAGAGUGAGGUGGCCGGUGGCGGGGGGGUGUCUCUCACUCUGGAGCACGUACAGGGAGUCUUCUUCAUCCUGGGUCUUGGCUACGUGGCGGCUCAACUUGUGUUCAUGUUGGAGAUGUUCUUGUGUUCUCGGGGAAAUACUCUCUAGUGGAGCACAUAAAAUGUUACAUGAAGCUGUAUUUAUUACAUAGAUUUUUUAGCUGAGUUAAAUAUUUUUAUUCAUGAACAUACAGAUUAAUGUUUAAGUUGAUUUAUUUAAUACGUAUUUUGACACUGUUAAAUAUACUGUAUAUUGCAUCCAAA